GAGUUACUAGUUCAGUACAUGAGUGAAGGGGAGAAAUUAAGGAUGGAUGAAUAAGUUGAUGACGCAUUCACCAUCUUUCAUUCAUAGUAGUACAACUACAGCAACAGCGAACGUAAAGCAAAAUCAGUAGUAUCUAGAGACGAGUAGAGACUAGAGUGCAGAGACCGAGAGAGAGCAUCUUAAGCAAUGGAUGAGCUGAUUGUUUCAUCCCCAUCUUCAUCUUCCAUGGUAUCUUCCUUGCCUCAAGAAAGCCGGCCAAUUAUUACUACUACUGCCAGUUCUAGCCUUCAACUCAAUCUUCAAUACAUCCUUCAGACCCAGUCAGAUUGCUGGGCUUAUGCCAUUUUCUGGCAGAGUUCAAAUGACCAGAGUGGACGGGUGGUGUUAGCUUGGGGAGAUGGCUACUUCCAAGGGACCAAAGUCGUCGAUGAUGCCCCCCAAAACAACAACGGCAACGACCCCAACAAAUACAACACCACCGCCACUACGGGCUGCGGAUCUGGCUCUCAAUCCGAGAGGAAAAAAGUGAUGAAAGGAAUUCAAGCUUUGCUCGGUGAGACCCCAGCUGAUGGCCAAAAUGAUGAUGGCUCUGUGGACUGCGACGUCACCGACGCGGAAUGGUUCUACGUCAUGUCCUUGGCUCAAUCUUUCUUCGCGGACGACGGAGCCCCUGGCAAGGCCUUCAGCUCAGGGAACUUGGUCUGGUUAACUGGCGGUCAGCAACUCCAGUUUUACAACUGCCAGAGAGCUAGAGAAGCUCAAAUCCACGGCAUCGAGACACUGGUUUGCAUCCCGACGGCUGGAGGGGUACUGGAGCUGGGCUCCAACGCUUUGAUCCAAGACAUAAACUGGGGCUUGGUGCAGCAAGCCAACUCUCUGUUUGGCCCAGCGGCAGACGUAGGCGUAGGUGUUGCUGAUGCUGCUGCCGCUGCUACUACUCGUCUACUGCUCACAACAAAACAACAAGAAGAAGCGCCUGAAUCCGUGGACGACGAGAUGCUGGAAGGCGCCAUAUCUUUCGCUGAUUUCGGCUUGGUUAUGGGGGGCAUCCCCUUGCAUAAUAGUAGUAAUCAAGAAGAAGAAGAGGAGGACGCAGCCACUGCGGGGGCGGAGAGCAAAAAAGAUCAUCAUCGCUAUCAUCAUCAUCACUAUCAAGAAGCAAAAAAGGCAAAAAAGAAAGGUGAACAUGAUGAUAAUCAUGGCAUUGGGCGACGUGGGACGUCGCAGGUUUCUUCCUUUCUAGAAUCCUCCGACUCGGACUGUGUGGUGGUGGUCGAGACAACAACGAGGAGUCAUCAGGUGGAGAGAAAAGGAGGAGUAGGAGGGAAGAAGAGAGGACGAAAGGCAGGGACGGGGAGGGAGACACCGUUAAACCAUGUGGAAGCGGAGAGGCAGCGGAGGGAGAAGCUCAACCACCGGUUCUACGCGCUGCGCUCUGUGGUGCCGAACGUGUCCAGGAUGGACAAAGCGUCGCUGCUUUCGGAUGCGGUGGCUUACAUCAAGGAGCUGAAGGGGAAGGUGGAUGAGUUGGAAUCACAGCGGAAACGGAUCGAGGGCAACAAGAAAUCAGUGAAGAUAGAAGUGGCGGAUAGCAAUGGUAAUACCACGGAUAACCAUAGCACCACGACUGCAUCAUCGUCGGUGCCAGUGGAUCAAAGAAUAACGAUACCCAAGUCCAAAAAGUCGUGCUCAGGGGGCGGGGGAAUGAGGAGCAAUGUACAAGUUGAAGUGAAGAUGGUCGGGACAGAUGCCAUGGUGAGGGUUCAAUCCGACAGCAGCGGUUACCCGACAGCCAGGUUAAUGGAUGCAAUUCGAGAUCUGGAACUACGAGUCCAUCACGCCAGCAUGUCCCACGUCAACGACCUCAUGCUCCAAGAUGUGGUCAUCAGGGUUCCUCCUAAUGGAGCCUGGGCGAGUGAGGAGGGACUCAAGGCCGCUCUGCUGGGGAGAUUCUUGGGUACUGACGAUCACUAGAAUCAAUUUUACUCGCUACUCUGCCUACCUACCGAAGCUGCUUAAUUUAGCCGGCUCCGCCGCAGUUUAUUAUCUUUUGCCGUUAAUUAAUCCACUGAUGUAAUGUAUAUAUGUAUAUGUAUAUGUAUGUAUACGUCGGCGGUUGGAUCGCGGAUCAGGGACGGGCGUUCAUGUUAAUUUGUUCUUCUUCCUUUUUGGUUUGAUGAUUAUGUAAAUCGUCUUUGGUGUUGAAGCAGCUUUGCAGGAAGGGAGCUGUCGGUCUGUGCAUUUAA
This is a messenger RNA of Coffea eugenioides, 2246 nucleotides long. RefSeq names its product transcription factor MYC2-like. The transcript has a single exon. Gene Ontology annotation, biological process: regulation of DNA-templated transcription. Gene Ontology annotation, molecular function: DNA-binding transcription factor activity; protein dimerization activity; transcription cis-regulatory region binding. The record is from RefSeq and is a predicted model, not a curated record. NCBI's taxonomy places the organism in Eukaryota, Viridiplantae, Streptophyta, Magnoliopsida, Gentianales, Rubiaceae. Gene Ontology annotation, cellular component: nucleus. The coding region runs from base 187 to 1974 and encodes 595 amino acids.